This is a messenger RNA of Sinocyclocheilus anshuiensis, 2516 nucleotides long. RefSeq names its product probable ATP-dependent RNA helicase DDX20. The transcript has 12 exons. Lineage: Eukaryota; Metazoa; Chordata; Actinopteri; Cypriniformes; Cyprinidae. The coding region runs from base 17 to 2461 and encodes 814 amino acids. The record is from RefSeq and is a predicted model, not a curated record. Gene Ontology annotation, molecular function: RNA helicase activity; ATP binding; nucleic acid binding.
GUCACCUACAUCUUGGAUGCCCUGGAGGAUAUUGCUGAUAUUUCAAGCGGCGUUUCCGUUUCUGUGCGCAAGAGGGCGACGUGAUUCACUGCGCAACUCGAUUUUGAAAUUUAUUCAGCGUCGAAGAACUGAACUUAGUCGCAAUAGAAAUAUGGCGGCACCCGUGAAAGCAGCGCAUGAGCUGCAAUCCAGAACCCGGACAGAAGAUGUUCUGAUUAACGGGGGUGUCGAGUUCAGCUCGUUACUCCUCUCAAAACCUAUGCUUGAGGGGUUAUCUGCCUCUGGCUUUCACAGACCGUCCCCCAUCCAGCUGAAGGCAAUCCCGCUGGGAAGAUGUGGACUCGAUCUUAUUGUUCAAGCCAAGUCUGGCACAGGAAAAACCUGUGUGUUCACCACCAUCGCUUUGGACUCUCUUAUAUUGGAAAAUACAACCACACAGGUGCUGGUUUUGGCCCCCACUCGGGAGAUUGCAGUGCAGAUUCAUGCUGUUGUUAUGGCUAUAGGCAGUGCUAUGGAGGGCUUGGAGUGUCAUGUGUUCAUUGGCGGCCGACCUAUCAGUCAAGACAAACUGCACCUGAAGAAAUGCCACAUUGCCAUUGGUUCACCAGGUCGUAUUAAGCAGCUAAUUGAGAUGGGAGUCCUGACUACAUCCUCCAUUCGCUUGUUUGUUUUGGAUGAGGCUGAUAAGCUGCUGGAGGAUGACAGCAGCAGCAGCUUUCAGGAGCAGAUCAACUGGAUCUUCUCCUCUUUACCAGUGAACAAACAAAUGUUGGCCCUCUCUGCCACCUACCCAGAAUCUUUAGCACAUAAUCUGUCAAGAUACAUGAGAGAGCCGACGUUUGUGCGACUGAACCCGACAGACCCCGGACUUCUUGGGCUGAAGCAAUACUAUAAAAUUGUGCCGUCUCAUUCAUUACCUCAUAAAGUCUUUGAGGAGAAGGUUCAGAGUCUCCUUGAACUCUUCAGCAAAAUCCCAUUUAACCAAGCGCUGGUAUUCUCAAACCUCCAUACAAGAGCUCAGCACCUGGCUGAUAUCCUCUCUUCUAAAGGUUUGCCUGCGGUCUGCAUCUCAGGUGGUUUAAGUCAGGAUCAGAGGUUAGAGGCGAUGUGGAAGCUGAAACAGUAUCAGUGUCGAGUUUUAAUAUCCACUGAUCUGACCUCACGUGGUAUUGAUGCUGAGAAGGUGAACUUGGUGAUUAAUCUGGAUGUUCCUCAGGACUGGGAGACCUACAUGCACCGUAUUGGUCGUGCCGGACGAUUUGGCACUCUGGGGGUUGCUGUGACCUACUGUUGCCGUGGAGAGGAGGAGAACAAAAUGAUGGCCAUCGCUCAGAAAUGUUCUCUGAAUCUCAUUCAUUUACCAGAUCCAAUCCCUCCAGGGAUCAUGGAUGAGGCUUGUGACUGGGAUGUGAUAAUUGAACCACCUUCAAAACCCACUCCGAAAAUUCCUGACAUUCCCAAACCAGAGACGAAGAAACAAGCUAAAUCUGAAAAGCUGACAUCGAAACCCUCCAGAGAGCCUCACAUCUCGACGGUCAUCCCAGAAAGGACAACAGGUGAUAAAUCCUACAGUGGAGCUGAAACCAAGGUUAAAAAGCACUCACCCAAACCUGGGAGGCAAAAACCAAUACAGUCUGCUACAAACCUCCAGCAUGACUCGACUCUUACUCAGAAUGAACAGAAUGACACCCUUCCCAGAAUUCCUCCACUAUCGUCUUUUAAGUUGCAUGCACGAAAAGCUAUGACUUUCAAUGAGGCUGUGGCAGAUUAUGAGAAUUUCAUAACAGAAGGUCCGGGAAGAUCUGUCGAAAUCAUUCGCCAAUAUGACGGAUUCAACAGGAGUCGAGAUGUAGUUAAUGGACUGCAUAAUGGCCAUGCUGAUGAUGAUGGGGAUGAUAAUGAUAAGGCUUAUAAAUCAUAUGCUCCAGAAGAAUCGCACUCCCAUCAAGAUCUUCCUCCACCACAAGAGUUUUCAGAGUUGUCCUCUGAGCAGAAGACUCUUUCUGUGUUAUCUGAUGAUUCUUCUUCAGAGUGUGAGAUGGAGGAGGAAAGUGAACCAAGCUCUUCUGUCCCCACUCGGUCUUCACAUCACACACCUGCUCUUCCAGACAAAAGAGUAUCAGAAUUGAAAGAAUCCUCUUUACCUUCAGCCAGAGGAUCACAACAGACUAGCAGAAGCAAGCAAAGGCCUAGUAAACCUCAAUGCCAGAAUCCUGCUAACCACCACAGCCUUUCCCAGAAACACCAGCCGGCUUCCAGCAGGAAGGCUGCCUCGGCAGGACAGAAGGGGAGAAAAAGAGAGACUGAUGAACUGGAAGAGGAAGUGGCCGGGGAGGAUUAUUGGAGUUCAUACAGAGCCUGGGUUGAAUAUUACAAUUCAUAUUAUAACCGCUCACCCUACAACUGGAAGACUGCAUUUUAUAUGAAUUCUGUCUACAUAAAAGAAAUGAUGAAGCACUAAAAAGGUUGCCAAGCAUAUGACUUUUGAGUUUGGUAAUGUUCUCAUUUGCAUUGUG